Messenger RNA from Magnolia sinica, 1289 nucleotides. RefSeq names its product purine permease 1-like. Gene Ontology annotation, molecular function: purine nucleoside transmembrane transporter activity. NCBI's taxonomy places the organism in Eukaryota, Viridiplantae, Streptophyta, Magnoliopsida, Magnoliales, Magnoliaceae. Gene Ontology annotation, cellular component: membrane. The coding region runs from base 71 to 1186 and encodes 371 amino acids. The transcript is spliced from 2 exons. The record is from RefSeq and is a predicted model, not a curated record.
CUCCACACUCACUCUGAAUACUCAUUUUCUUUUAUAGGAAAAAAUACCAAAAGGAAAACAGAGCAUAUCCAUGGAUUCAGAAACCUUAGAGGGUAUGGAGAAAGCAAACCACAACCAACAACAGAAGAAAACCAUACCCAUCAAACGAUGGCUCCUUAUCCUAAACUGCAUCCUAACGACCAUCGGACAGGUGGGUGGCCCAUUGCUCCUACGGCUCUACUUCCUUCAUGGUGGCAAACGAAAAUGGUUUACCAGCUGGAUCCAAACCAUAGCCUUCCCCAUCAUACUAUUCCCUAUUUCAAUCUCCUACAUCUGGUCCAAAGCUGACGGAAAGGCCUCAUCUAAGUUCCUAGUGGGGCGUAAGCUGCUCGCUGCCAGUGCCGUCAUGGGUUUCUUCUUCGCACUUGAUAGCUAUCUCUACGCCUUCGGCCUAUCUUAUCUCCCAGUCUCCACAUCUGCACUUCUCCUUUCCACCCAAAUGGCAUUCACCGCCUUGUUCGCUUUCCUUAUCGUUAAACAGAAGUUCACGUUCUACUCGAUCAAUGCCGUCAUCUUGAUGAGCCUCGGAGCAGUUGUUCUUGGGGUCCAUGCGAGCAGUGACCGACCUCCUGGAGUAUCCAAUGGCCGAUAUUACAUGGGUUUCUUCAUGACGCUAGCCGCAGCUGCUCUUUUCGGUCUUGAAUUACCAUUGAUCGAGACCAUUUACUCCAAGGCGUGCAAGGCCAUCACAUUCCCUCUUGUCAUGCAAGUUCAAUUCCUAGUGGGCCUGUUCGCCACUAUAUUCUGCACCAUAGCCAUGAUCAUAAACAAGGAUUUCCAGGCUAUUUCGAGAGAGGCACAAGAGUAUGGGCUGGGAGAGUCCAAGUACUACAUGAUACUGGUUUGGACGGCCAUAGCCAUGCAGCUCUUGGUCAUAGGGAAUAUGGGUGUGAUUUUUUGUUCGACGUCUCUCUUCAGCGGCAUUUUCAUGUCACUUCUGGUCCCAGUUCAAGAGAUUUUUGCAGUCAUCUUCUUUCACGAGAAGUUCACUGCGGAAAAGGGCUUGGCUCUGGCAAUGUGCCUUUGGGGAUUUGCCUCUUACUUCUAUGGGGAACACAGGAAGAGCAAAGAGGAGAAAGCGGCCACGAUCGAAACGGGUCUAAAAGAGAAAGUGGACAUGAUCGAAACGGGUCCAAAUGUAGCUUGAUAGGCCUACAUUAACAUUCGCUUGGAACGAUUGAAUUAUAGUGUGAUUUUUGUUUCUUUACUUGAGAGAGUUUGUAAAGAUGGAAUCACAGGACACAGACCAA